AUGGCAUCUUUUCGUUUGCCGGUUCAUGUGCAUUGUUCUGCUCAAAAACCUUCCAUCUCAUCGCCCAAUUUUGAUCAUUUCAAGGCCACAGUCUCCUCUGCUUUCAAGCCAUUUUUAAGAGAGAUACAGCAACUUCCCUUGCGAAUAGAUGUUCAUGUCUCCGAAGCCGUCAAGAGCACUUCUGUCAAGUUACUGGAUGCAUUUGUUGAUUCUGUAUUUGAGUUUGUUGAUCAGCCAUUGCUUCCAUCUCAGAGUAAUUUUGCUCCGGUACAAGAGUUGAAAGAAGCUGUUCAAGUUACCAGCAUCCAAGGAGAAAUUCCAGAUGAUUUUCCAGAGGGUGUCUACAUAAGAAAUGGACCAAAUCCCCUUUUUGGAGCGUUAAAAUCAACGAGAUCCAUGUUUGGUAUGUCAAAUCACAUUUGGAUUGAAGGAGAAGGAAUGCUUCAUGCUUUAUAUUUCAGCAAAGGCCUAGAUGGGAGCUGGACUGUUGUUUAUAAGAACAGACACGUUGAAACAGAAACAUUCAAGCUAGAAAAACAAAGGAACAAGCCGUCUUUCCUUCCUGCCAUAGAAGGGGAUUCGCCGGCUAUUUUGUCUGCUUAUUUGCUUAACAUGUUGAGAUUUGGUGAAGUAAACAAACAAAUCAGCAAUACCAAUGUUUUCGAGCAUGCUGGGAAGAUUUAUUCAAUUGCAGAAAAUCACAAACCUCAAGAGGUCAACAUCAUCACACUAGAGACUUUGCAUGAUUGGGAUAUCAAUGGAGCUUGGAAUAGGCCAUUUUCCUCUCAUCCCACGAAAGCUCCAGGCACAGGGGAACUAGUUAUCAUGGGGAUUAAUGCAACUAGGCCAUUUGUUGAAGUGGGAGUAAUUUCAGCUGAUGGAAAGAAAUUGCUCCACAGAGCGGAUCUGAAAUUCAAUAGGUGCAGCCUAUGCCAUGAGAUUGGAGUUACACAGAGGUACAAUGUAUUUAUGGACCACUCUCUAUCAAUAGACUUGAACAGACUUGUUCUUGGUGGCCAAUUAGUAAAAUACGAAAAAGAAGGAGAUGCAAGGAUCGGUGUAAUGCCUCGCUAUGGUGAGGCAGAUUCCAUUCAGUGGUUUGAGGUGAAACGGAAUUGCACAUUUCAUCUCUUCAAUUGUUUCGAGGACGAUGAUGAGGUAGUGAUGUGGGGCUGCAGAGCUCUUGACUCAGUAAUACCAGGGCCUGAUCAGGGAGACAAUAAAUUCGAUUGGUUUUCAAAAAAAUUCAGGUCCGUUACAUCUACUGAUGAAGGAAGUACUGAAGCGGUGUCAGAAGACCAAUUAGUAUUUCCUCGUCCUUAUGAAUGGCGAAUGAACAUGCGAACUGGCGAUAUAAAGGAGAGAAAUCUGACAGGGUCUGAAUUUCCCAUGGAUUUUCCUAUAAUUAAUAAAGCUUGUGUAGGUGUUAAAAACAAAUAUGGCUAUUGCCAAGUACGUGAUUGUAUUGCAAGUUCUGCCUCAGGCAUGGCAAAAUAUGGAGGUCUUGCCAAGCUGUACUUUGAAGAGCAGAACACUGAACUUUCCUUGAGAGAAAAGCAAGUAGAAGGGUUGAUAAAGGUAGAAUAUUAUAUGUUCGAGGAGAACACUUUUGGCACUGGAGCUGCCUUCGUCCCUAAAGAAGGAAGUGCUGAAGAAGAUGAUGGUUGGGUUAUCACUUUCGUUCACAAUGAAGAUGCAAAUAUAUCUCAAGCUCUUAUCAUUGAAGCAAAGAAAUUCUCCGGCGAGCCCGUAGCCAAAAUCACAUUGCCAUUCAGAGUUCCAUACGGUUUCCAUGGAGCUUUUAUGCCAAUGCUACUGCAAAACGAGAUUACGAGGAUAGUUCCCUCUUUGAAUCCCAAAAUAUUAACAAGUAUAUCCCAUUCUUAG
This is a messenger RNA of Durio zibethinus, 1887 nucleotides long. RefSeq names its product carotenoid 9,10(9',10')-cleavage dioxygenase 1-like. The record is from RefSeq and is a predicted model, not a curated record. Gene Ontology annotation, cellular component: chloroplast stroma. Gene Ontology annotation, biological process: carotene catabolic process. Gene Ontology annotation, molecular function: carotenoid dioxygenase activity. NCBI's taxonomy places the organism in Eukaryota, Viridiplantae, Streptophyta, Magnoliopsida, Malvales, Malvaceae.